AUGUGGAGUGGGGCGGCCUGUACACAGUCGACUUUCUCGCUCCUCUCAAGCUCCAUUGGUGGCAGCUGCGAUGGAAUCCUCCGGGAUCGGCGCUGCCAAGCACGGGUGAGGAGCAAGCUCCGCUUGAACAUCCCCUUCGAUGCGGCUCUGGCGGCUCUGCGAUCUGAUGACCACGAGAACCAGCAGCCUUCCAACGAAGGGGAUGAACAGACAAGCGGAGCGGAUGGGAAGCCGCAGAUCAGUGGCGACCAAACGGAGAGCUGGAGCAAUCAGACUUCUCCGAGCAGCCCGCAGCGAAAGGCGCCCCGGAAGCUUGAGGAUCUCCCUCCGCGCAAGAGGAAGCCGAAGGCCGUGCAGGUCGUGCCAGUGAUGCCAGACCCGGUAGUGGUACAAAAGUCGCAGCCCACCAUUUCCUCCGAAGUGGCGCAAGCUUUGCGAUUCCUUCUGGGGAAGGAGGACGAGGGAGUGCCUGGUGUGAGCAGCGUAGCGUCGAGCCGACAGGGUUCCAAGGAGAAGCGGGGCUCAAUGCUCGGCGCCGAGAAGCGGGGCUCUCUCCUGGGAACUCGCGACCGACGUGCUUCCACGCGCUCCUCGACCCUGGCGCCGGAGCGGCGAGGGUCCAACUUGGCGCCGCCCUCCGGGCGCGGCUCAAUGUCCUCGGUGUCUGUCGGAAGUCGACGCAACUCGGGUUCCUACCCAGAUGCCCGGGAGGGCCAUGGUGCGAGCCCUCACCGCCAGCCUUCGAGGCAGUCCAUUGACUCGGACUUGGCAUCUCUGUCCUCAGGGGGAAGCCGUAGGCCUUCCAUCUCGGAGCGACGGAACUCUGGAGUUUCGAGCAGAGGUCGACUAGGUCCGCCUCGGCGAGGAGCGAAAUUUGGCGCCCAGGUCGAUUUCUUUGCCGGGCCCCGUGUCCAGAAGGCAGACAGUGUCAUCAGUGAGGCGAAGUCAGAGGCUUGGUUGGCCCGAGAGUUGGGAAUUCCUAUCUACGUCCUGCAACAAUCCCUGGCCAUCUUCAAGAAGUACUGUGCAGACUACGUCUGCUGGCCUGAGGAUGAAGAGGCUUCAGGGCUCCCUGAGGACGGUGUCGCGGUUCGGAGUAUUUUCCUCAGCAGCAGCAUCAGCAUAUCAGCGGUAUCUUUGAUCGUAUCCCCUUUUACAGCUGCAUCAUCACAUUUCUUGAGCUCAUACGUGUUGGCUGGCGAUUGGUUCGCUGCACACGAUGUUGCAUGA
Molecule: messenger RNA, 1230 nt
Organism: Symbiodinium sp. CCMP2592
Lineage: Eukaryota; Dinophyceae; Suessiales; Symbiodiniaceae
Source: the annotation of a GenBank genome assembly